AUGGACUACUUAGAUGGACUACUGAACCAGCUCUGCCCCUUCCCUUCGGAGGAACAAAGAGUAAGAAUCGUAAAUCUCGGGAAUCAACUCCGUGAUGCACGCCGAGAAACUGGUGGUUUCGUAGAUGAGUGGAUCUUCGACCAAGCUCUUUUUGAAAUAAUGGUGGCCCUACAGGGAUCACGACGAGGAACGCGUACAUGGAGACAUCAACUACUCCAGGCAGGGUUUUUCCUGGAGCGUGUGCCGCUACCACUACAACAGGCGGCUUUCAAAGAUGCUGCCAAAGAGCUGAGGGCUAUCAGUCUUCCCACCUCCAGACCCAAAAAUCUCCAUCACAACAGCCUCAGCGACAUUUUCCCUCAAACCCUUUUCUCUUUUACACCUUUUUAA
Messenger RNA from Caenorhabditis remanei, 390 nucleotides. RefSeq lists its product as uncharacterized. The record is from RefSeq and is a predicted model, not a curated record. Bases 1 to 390 code for a protein of 129 amino acids. The transcript is spliced from 3 exons. NCBI's taxonomy places the organism in Eukaryota, Metazoa, Nematoda, Chromadorea, Rhabditida, Rhabditidae.